AUGGAUAUGCAAACAGAACCCUUAGAUUUAUCAACAAAAGGCAAAAAACUAAACAAAAUGAUAAACAUAAUCGACUUCAAGUUCUUAGAAGGGCUGAAUAAUCAUUUAGUCAAGUUGUAUGAAAGGACCAGCUUGGUUUGUGGCAAGGAAAGUUUCUGCCUGCCUCAGAAGACUACGAAUAUGAAGAACAUACUCCCAUGUCAAGUUUGCUUGAAGACCUUCGACCGACCUUCCUUGCUGAAGAGGCAUAUGAGGACGCAUACAGGCGAAAAGCCACACAUUUGUAACGUGUGCAAUAAGGGCUUCAGCACAUCUAGCUCACUAAACACGCACAGGAGAAUACACACCGGUGAAAAACCCCAUAAAUGUCCAGAAUGUGGCAAAUGUUUCACUGCUAGUUCCAACUUGUACUAUCAUCGGAUGACCCACACGAAGAGCAAGCCCCACAAGUGCGCGUGUUGCCCGCGCUCGUUCCCGACGCCGGGCGAGCUGCGCGCGCACGCGGCCGCCGCGGGGCACGCCUGGCCACUGCGGCCAUGGACUCUUACACGUAUGGACAUUCCUAUCGUACAGUAA
Messenger RNA from Spodoptera litura, 576 nucleotides. RefSeq lists its product as uncharacterized. Gene Ontology annotation, molecular function: DNA-binding transcription factor activity, RNA polymerase II-specific. Lineage: Eukaryota; Metazoa; Arthropoda; Insecta; Lepidoptera; Noctuidae. The record is from RefSeq and is a predicted model, not a curated record. Gene Ontology annotation, cellular component: nucleus. Gene Ontology annotation, biological process: regulation of transcription by RNA polymerase II.